Aplysia californica (California sea hare) is the source of this 2576-nucleotide messenger RNA. RefSeq names its product G-protein coupled receptor GRL101-like. Lineage: Eukaryota; Metazoa; Mollusca; Gastropoda; Aplysiida; Aplysiidae. The transcript has 18 exons. Gene Ontology annotation, cellular component: membrane. Gene Ontology annotation, molecular function: protein binding; G protein-coupled receptor activity. The coding region runs from base 72 to 2306 and encodes 744 amino acids. Gene Ontology annotation, biological process: G protein-coupled receptor signaling pathway. The record is from RefSeq and is a predicted model, not a curated record.
AGGACGUUACGAUCCAGCGGAGUUGGUGCCCUUUCUCCACCCCAAAAUCCUGCGUUCUGUGUCUGGACACUAUGGGGAAUCCCCUAUAUAUGCCCGAAGAGAGUGGAUAUUCCUGUGAGCGCAUAAUGUGUCCGGAUGGCUAUGUGAAAUGCCCCAUGUCCUACUGUAUCCCGGUUCACUUUGUCGGGGAUGGAGCAGAGGACUGUCCACAGGGGGAGGAUGAGUUACCUUUUGAGUUCACAGACAAUGGAGUGGUGACAGAGAGGAAAGCCAACGGUAACUACCAGUGCCGGUCUGCGGGAGCAGAAACCUCACUCUUCCUUCAUCCGGUCAAGCUGUGUGAUAACGUCAUGGACUGCCCACUGGGGGACGAUGAACUGGACUGCCAGAUUCCCGCCUGUGGACCCGGCCUCACGUGUGUCGCUGACACUGUCACGGUCAAGGACGCUCGCAAGGUUGCCAAUGAUUUCGUCUUCCACACUCUGUCCCAUCAAACAAAACUACUGGAUCUGUCUGGAGUCCCAUUGACUACUAUAGGAGUGCUCUCUUUAGAUAAUGCAUUUACAAAUGUGAUAGACCUGAGAUUGUCAGGAUGUGGGGUUUCUGACCUGAGGGUUAGCGGUUACUCACACGGUGGUGGUCUCCAGACGGACUUUUACGGUGAAAUUGUGGGUGAAGAGAGAACAUUUUUUACUACCUCAGACUUGGACAACGUUCGAUAUGCAGACUUUAGUUUCAACUCCCUGACCGACGCAGGCAAUACCAUGGGAGGAUUUGUAAAAAUGAAGAAGUUGGAGACUCUCAACUUUUCCCACAACCCCCUGUUCACCUUGGACGCCCCCAGCAUCAGAGGGUUCGCGCCUCGCGUCCAGAUCUUGGACCUGUCCCACACAGCGGUGGAUGGCAACAACAGUCAACUGUUACCGAUGUUCACUAAUCUAAAGGAGCUAUACUUACUAGGCUGUCCGAUCUCCAACCUAAAGCCUGCCUUUCCGAACACUCUAAAAACAUUGGAUUUGAGAGAGAUUGACGUGAAAGACGUAGACAAAGACGUGUUCCGUGGCCUUGGCGUACUUCAGACGCUGCACGUGCCCAGCUACAGGCUGUGUUGUCCUCAGGUACGCGGGAAAUCUGUUCCUGCCCACGUUUGUUAUAGUGAGAAAGAUGCAUUGUCUUCAUGUUCAGACCUGAUGCAAGAGCCGCUGCUACGAGGGUUGCUGUGGGUGGUGGGUGUGUCCGCCCUACUUGGCAACAUGGUGGUCCUUGUGUACAGGCUCCUAUGGGACAGAGGCCAACUCAAAAAGGGUUAUGGAAUGUUCGUCCUGAACCUCUGUAUAUCUGACUUACUGAUGGGAAUCUACCUCAUGAUAGUAGCUAUUGCUGACGUCGUUUUCAGAGGUGAUUAUGUGUGGCAUGAGAGGGCCUGGAGACAUGGAGUUACCUGCAAGAUAGCCGGGUUGAUAUCUACCUGGUCCAGCGAGACGUCCGCCAUCUUCAUCUUCCUCAUCACCGUGGACCGUUUCCUGGUCAUCAAGUUUCCAUUUGGACAAAUCCGCAUCACGCCUCGCGCCGCUAAAGUCCUGUGUGUCCUCACUUGGCUGGUGGGCCUGUUGAUCGCCAUGUUGCCUCUCCUCCCACCGUUCCAACACUGGACCGUGUUCAGCACAAGCGGCAUGUGCUUGGGCCUACCACUGACCACAGAUAGACUGCCUGGAUGGAUCUACUCCGUCACUGUCUUUGUGGCUCUCAACUUCUUCCUUUUUCUUCUCAUCGCUGCCGGACAGUUUGUCAUUUACAGGACAAAAUCUGAGUCCAGUUCUGAGCUCAUCUCAAAAUGUAGCCGUCAGGCCGAGCGAAAGUUUAAGGAAGACUUCGCCAUAGCCAGACAGCUGUCGCUUAUCGCACUCACUGACUUUUUGUGCUGGUUCCCCAUCGGAGUUAUGGGUCUGAUGGCCCUGAAUGGUCAAGAGAUCUCCAAUGAAACAUACGCGUGGUCAGCGGUUCUGGUGGUACCAAUCAACUCUGCUCUCAACCCGGUCCUGUACACUGUGCCUGCGGUCAAGAAAAAAUGGAUGGAAAUCAAAAAGAAAUACUUCAAAAUCGGGAGCACAGUUUCUAAGCCAGUUGGAGGCAAACAAGAGGCCAACACAGACAAAGAAAAUAGCAGCUGGGAGGAGUCCUCUGUGAGCAUGAUGAAGAUCUUGGAAGACACCAGCAUUGUUCAGAGGAUGACAGAAGAGGAGAAGUCACUCUUCUCUUCUGAAAUUAAACGCUGUCUGAAAGGACUGGGGACCAAAGCGGGAUAACACCGGACAGACUGAGGAAAGAUAUUAUAGAACAUUUUUUCUCUUUUUGAUGGUUCUCUUUAUUCAUCUCUUUUUUUUAUAUAAGCCUAUCAUUGUAAUAAAAAAUAUUAUUUAUCUAUUAUCUCUUUCAUUGUGUAUUAUUGUACUUAUACUAUUAGCUCUCUUAUUAUGUAUUAUUGUAAUAUUGUACUUAUACAAAUAUAUCUCUUUUUAUGUAUUAUUGUAAUACAGUGGAAUCCACUUAUAACGAGUCCUGAAAUAACGAGAAGU